This is a messenger RNA of Menidia menidia (Atlantic silverside), 426 nucleotides long. The record is from the annotation of a GenBank genome assembly. NCBI's taxonomy places the organism in Eukaryota, Metazoa, Chordata, Actinopteri, Atheriniformes, Atherinopsidae.
AUGCAGCGCUGCCAGGUGCAGAUGGAGGGGGGCAAGAGAGAAAAGGGGACGACUGAGAGGGCGGCUGAGUUCACAGGUGAGCUUUAUGGUCAUACCAGCGCUCCGGGCUACGAGCUGCUGCCGCAUGUUGAGGCUCCAGCAGAUGGAGAGCAGGCUCAGGAGGGGAAGACUGAUGGCUUAGCUCAUGUGAGCACGGGGCCUGACCUCGUUCUACCCUGGGGCGAGGCAGCCGGACAUGCUGGUCUGGGAGUGGAGGUGGAGGGAGGAGAGGCUGCCAGCGUGAUCGCCCACUGGGUCACAGAGGGCUGCAAAACUCAUUUCCUCUGCUCCCACUAUUUCACAGUGCAUGAUGGGAGAUCGUAUCAGAUAAACACAGGGCACCUUGCACAUUGUGAGGCAGGCAGGCUGUCGUCCUUCUGCAACUGA